This is a messenger RNA of Aplysia californica (California sea hare), 4099 nucleotides long. RefSeq names its product ATP-dependent translocase ABCB1. Gene Ontology annotation, biological process: transmembrane transport. Lineage: Eukaryota; Metazoa; Mollusca; Gastropoda; Aplysiida; Aplysiidae. The record is from RefSeq and is a predicted model, not a curated record. Gene Ontology annotation, cellular component: membrane. Gene Ontology annotation, molecular function: ATP binding; ATP hydrolysis activity; ABC-type transporter activity.
AUGAUGGCGUCGGAGUUUCCCCAGGAGAAGGAAACGUUAAAGGUCAUUCAGAGGAGCGAAAUGGCAAUGGACUUUCCAGAUCUGGUACAGAAUUGGAAAUGACGCACAUCAAUGGAGGCAAAGGUGGAGGGUCCUCAGACAGUGAUGAAGACAAUGGCAAGAAGGAGAAAACAAAAGAGAAAGUCAACAUGGUCGGGAUGCUGGAAGUGUUCCGAUUUUCAGACUGGAAGGACAGAUUGAUGAUGUUUGUUGGAUCAAUUUGUGCCAUUAUCAACGGAGCAGCCCUGCCAGGCAUGAUUAUUAUAUUUGGAGAAAUGAUUGAUAUGUUUGUGGACACUGGAGCACUGAUGACUUUUUUGGUUGAAAGGAUUCCUGAUUUCAUGAACAGCACAGGAUUGACUGUGCAAGAAGUUUUCAAAGAUGUCUCUGUUCUCAAUCCGGGUAAAUGCACAGAGCUGUCGGUGUUCUAUGGAGGAAACAUCACAUGCGCUGAUGUGCCUGUACAAGAAGACAUCCUCGAAACAAUGACAGACUUUGCCAUCUAUUAUUGCAUAAUUGCCGGUGGUGUGAUGUUGACAGCAUACCUUCAAGUGGCAAUGUGGAUGACGGCUGCUGAACGACAGGCCCACAGAAUUCGUCAGGAGUUUCUGAAAAAUGUCCUGAGACAAGACAUUGGGUGGUAUGACACACACGAAGCUGCUGAGCUGAACACAAGACUGGCUGAUGAUGUGACCAAGAUCCAAGAUGGAGUUGGUGACAAAGUCGGAUCUUUUCUUCAAUGGUUUUCUUCUUUUAUCUCUGGAUUUGUCAUUGGCUUUGUGUAUGGGUGGAAGCUCACACUAGUCAUUUUAGCAGUCAGUCCAUUUUUAGUGGGGGCUGCAGGAUUAUUUAGUAAGCUUGCGGCUUCAAUGACGGCUAAAGAGCUGGAGGCCUAUGCCAAAGCAGGUGCUGUUGCUGAGGAAGUGUUUGGAGCAAUCAGGACAGUAGUGGCGUUUGGAGGACAAGAGAAAGAGGCGAAGCGUUACUCUGGUAACCUCAGUGACGCAGAGGCCUUUGGUGUGAAAAAAGGAUUCACUAAUGGAGCAUCUAUGGGUUUCAUCUGGCUUGUCAUCAUGUGUUGUUAUGCUUUGGGAUUUUGGUAUGGAGGAAAACUCGUUAGAGAGGAUAGCGACUACGAUGUCAGCAACAUGAUUAUUGUCUUCUUCAGCGUUCUGAUUGGUGCUUUCUCCCUGGGAAAUGCAGCUCCAAAUAUUCAGUCACUCGCCACAGCUAGGGGUGCAGCUUUCACAGUGUUCAACCUCAUUGACUUGAAAUCUGCCAUUGACAGCAGUUCAGAUGAAGGGGAACGGCCUUCUUCUGUCAAGGGAACUAUCCAGUUUCGCAACAUUGGUUUUGCGUAUCCGUCCCGCCCAGAAGUUACAGUGAUGAAUAAUUUGAGCCUAGAGGCCUUGCCUGGACAAACAGUGGCUCUCGUGGGAGCCAGUGGAUGUGGCAAAAGCACAACUGUCCAACUGCUGCUGCGCUUUUACGACCCUCUGCAGGGACAAAUUUUCUUGGAUGGCAAGGACAUUAAAGACCUAAACAUCAAGUGGUUGCGUCGCAACAUUGGACUUGUGAGUCAAGAACCUGUGCUGUUUGCAACAACCAUAGCAGAAAACAUUCGGUAUGGACGAGAAGACGUCACAAUGGAAGAAAUCAUCCAGGCUGCCAAGAAUGCUAACGCUUAUGAUUUCAUCAUGAACCUGCCUCAAAAAUUUGACACUUUGGUUGGAGAGAGGGGUGCUCAACUCAGUGGUGGACAAAAGCAGAGAGUUGCUAUUGCAAGAGCCCUCGUGAGGAACCCCAAGAUCCUUCUGUUGGAUGAGGCUACUUCAGCACUUGACACUGAGAGUGAAUCCAUUGUGCAGGAUGCAUUAGACAAGGCGCGUGAAGGGAGAACAACUCUUGUUAUUGCUCAUCGGCUGUCAACCAUCAAAACAGCAGAUAUCAUCUGUGGCAUUGACAACGGAGUUGUUGUGGAAAAAGGAACUCACAAUGAUUUGAUGGCCAAACAAGGAAUUUAUUAUCAGCUUGUGACAAAUCAGUCUAAAGCAAAAAGCGAAGAGGCUAUCCAAGAUGAUGAGUUGGAAGAAGUUGUAGAGAAAAUGACAGACAGACAUAAAAUACAGCGGACUGUUUCCACUCCAAAGCGAGAAAUGUCAGAAUCUGACACCAAAAAAGCGGAAAAAGAAGAGGAUGAGAAAUUGCCUAAUGCCCCUUUCUCUCGGUUGCUCAAGAUGAAUGCACCAGAAUGGCACUUCAUUCUAUUGGCUUGCUUUGGAAGCAUUAUCAAUGGUGGGGUCCAGCCUGCUUUUGCUGUGAUUUUCAGUGAAAUCCUAAAGGUGUUCUCAGAUACCCCAAGUGAACAAGAGAGGUUGAUUAAAAUAUAUGCUCUGAUCUUUGUUGGAAUUGGUGUGGUCAGCCUGGUUACAAUGUUCAUACAGGGUUAUUUCUUUGGAAAAUCUGGAGAAAAACUGACCACCAGACUUAGGAACCACACAUUCCAGUCUAUGUUAAAACAGGAUAUUGCUUGGUAUGAUGACCACAAGAACAGUGUUGGUGCUCUGACCACCCGGCUAGCUACAGAUGCAUCUCUUGUCCAAGGGGUGACUGGUGUGAGGCUUGGAAGUGUUCUGAUGAGUCUUGCGAAUAUGGGAACAGCCAUCGUUAUUUCUUUCUUUUAUGGCUGGAAACUCACCCUUGUCAUUCUUGGCUUCAUGCCUUUUAUUGUGUUGGGUGGAAUAAUGCAGAUUAAACUGUUAGCUGGACAAGCUGGGAAAAACAGAGAAGCCCUAGAAGGCGCUGGAAAGGUAGCAACAGAGAGUAUCGAGAACAUUCGCACUGUAGCGUCUUUGUCAAAGGAGCCAACAUUCUUCAGCCUGUACAUGGACCAGCUUGAGACUCCGUACAAAGCAGCUCUGAAGAGGGCCCAUCUGGUUGGCCUCACUUAUGCCUUCUCACAAUCCAUCAUCUACUUUGCUUAUGCUGCUGCGUUUGUGUUUGGAGCCUACCUUAUUGAGGAGAAUGAGAUGGAGUAUUCAGAAGUGUUUUUGGUGUUUGGAGCUAUUGUCUUUGGAGCUAUGGGCCUUGGAAAUGCAUCUGCCUUUGCUCCUGAUGUGGGAAAAGCCCAGACCGCAGCAAAACGAAUUCUUCAUUUAAUUGACAGCCAACCAUCCAUUGACUAUUCUUCCCCUGACGGCAAUAAACUUCCUAAUAAUUUCAAUGCUGAGGUGACGUUCCAGUCUGUGAGGUUCCGAUAUCCAACCCGCCCCACAGUGGAAGUCUUGCAAGGACUCAGCUUCUCCGUAUCUCCAGGCGAGACCCUUGCCCUUGUGGGUAGCAGUGGGUGUGGCAAGAGCACCUCCAUACAGCUCAUUGAGCGCUUUUAUGACUCAGAAGAUGGUGCUGUGUGCUUAGAUAAGAAUGAUGUGAAAACCCUCAACAUCCAGUGGCUGCGAGCACAGAUGGGCCUUGUGUCUCAGGAGCCUGUCCUGUUUGACUGCUCUGUUGCUGAGAACAUCGCCUACGGAGAUAACAGCAGAGUGGUGUCGAUGGACGAGAUCAUCAGUGCUGCACGAGCAGCAAACAUUCAUAAUUUUAUCUCAAAUUUGCCCGAUGGUUACAACACUAAUGUGGGAUCAAAAGGCACCCAGCUCAGUGGUGGUCAGAAGCAAAGAGUGGCCAUAGCACGAGCUCUGUUGAGAAACCCCAAGAUCCUUCUUCUUGAUGAGGCAACCUCUGCCCUGGAUACAGAGAGUGAAAAGAUUGUCCAAGAAGCCCUGGACCAGGCAAGACAAGGCCGCACAUGUGUUGUCAUAGCUCACAGACUUUCCACCAUUCAGAAUGCAGAUAAAAUCUGUGUGGUCAGUCAUGGGAAGGUCACAGAGACUGGCACUCACCCUGAGCUGAUGGCAAAACAAGGGUUCUACUACAAACUUGUGAAGAAUUCUAUGAGACAGUGAGCUGAGUGCUGAACUAAAUGUAUGUGAGAGAGAGAGAGAGAGAGAGAGAGAGAGAGAGAGAAAGAGAGAGAGAGAGAGAGAGAGAGAGAGAGAGAGAG